Microsporum canis CBS 113480 is the source of this 741-nucleotide messenger RNA. RefSeq names its product GTP-binding protein rho1. Lineage: Eukaryota; Fungi; Ascomycota; Eurotiomycetes; Onygenales; Arthrodermataceae. The transcript is spliced from 5 exons. The record is from RefSeq and is a predicted model, not a curated record. Gene Ontology annotation, molecular function: GTP binding; GTPase activity. Gene Ontology annotation, biological process: small GTPase-mediated signal transduction. Bases 138 to 719 code for a protein of 193 amino acids.
AAUCCUGCCGCUUUAUUUGGGGGGUUUUUUUCCCCUGCUUCCGUCAUCGAUAUUCCCUACCCUGUCUGCCUGUUAUCUUUUGAGCUUGCUUCAGAAACUGAUAAGAAUGAACCCUUCUUGGGUUGUUAUCUUUAUAGAUGGCUGAGAUCCGCCGUAAACUCGUCAUCGUUGGUGAUGGUGCCUGCGGAAAGACCUGUUUAUUGAUCGUUUUCUCCAAGGGCACUUUCCCCGAGGUCUAUGUCCCAACUGUUUUUGAGAACUAUGUCGCCGAUGUCGAGGUCGAUGGAAAGCACGUUGAACUCGCCCUAUGGGAUACUGCUGGACAGGAAGAUUAUGACCGUCUUCGCCCACUCUCAUACCCAGACUCCCACGUCAUCCUGAUCUGCUUCGCCAUCGACUCCCCCGACUCACUCGACAACGUUCAAGAGAAGUGGAUCUCUGAGGUCCUUCAUUUCUGCUCUGGCCAUCCUAUCAUCCUCGUUGGUUGCAAGAAGGAUCUUCGACACGACCAACGAACCAUUGAGGAGCUGCACAAGACUUCCCAGAAGCCAGUAACCCCAGAACAGGGUGAGGAGAUCCGCAAGAAGAUUGGCGCAUAUAAGUAUCUGGAAUGUUCCGCCCGAACAAACGAAGGUGUCCGUGAGGUUUUCGAGUCAGCCACCCGUGCGGCCUUGCUAUCUAAAGAGAAGACGAAAAAGUCCAAGUGUAGGCUUUUGUAGAGAGCCCCCCUUCCCCGGUCGA